Messenger RNA from Setaria italica (foxtail millet), 2007 nucleotides. RefSeq names its product CRIB domain-containing protein RIC7-like. The record is from RefSeq and is a predicted model, not a curated record. NCBI's taxonomy places the organism in Eukaryota, Viridiplantae, Streptophyta, Magnoliopsida, Poales, Poaceae. The transcript has 3 exons. Bases 1059 to 1988 code for a protein of 309 amino acids.
AGACAAGGAUCUAUUACUUCAUUUUCUUGAGUCAAAUUUCUCCUAAUCCUGUUGCUUCCAAUGGCUUGGACAUGCAAAGUAGAAAUCAGCUAGUUAAUUUACAAACGGUUGGGCUAAAGCUGAGCUAGAAAUUGGAGUCAGGCCUUUACUCCAAGUAUCAAAUGAGAAGGUGGGAAAAUGAAUUACUUUCUAAACCUGCAAUUUUGUAUUUUCUAACAAAUACCAAAUUGUGCACAAUAAUGGGGCAGGGCUGCAAUGAGCAGCAAGCCUAGGUCAUGUUUGUGCAGUGGAUUUCAAUUGAAACCAUGUUAUAUAGGACUGACUAGAAUAAAUUUCAUAACGAACUUACAAUUUCCUGGCUUUACUAGGCCUAACAUGCAUGAUAUACGUGGAAAUGAUGAAACAAAAUGCUGCCAUUGAGAGCCUACAGGACUAUCCACCUAGAUGACCCCUCCUCAUUCUUCUGUACUACCCAUUCCUGGCCAUUUGCAUUAUGGAGCAGUUGAACAGAAUCAUGGCCUCUCAAACUGGACUACGCAAGGAAAGCUCUCACCAAAAAUAGUGCACUAUAAAUAGAUUGAUGCAACAACUUUCUGCCCUUCCAUUUCUCCAACUAAACUGAGGAAAUCUUGGCCUGCCUCUCUUGGACCUCUGGAGGGGACUAGAAUCCUGGUAAUUUGUGACAGAUCAUGCAGGAAUAGGAGGUCAAGAGAAUUGUCAACCACAAUGAAGAUGGCACCAAGAAGAUGAAAUUUCAUCGACCAUAUUUUCUCGCUCCUUGAAUGCUGCUUCCUUAGGUAUGUGAGUUUCAUUCAAUGGGUCUGAUAAUUAUUCUGGCAAAUCAUUGAGCAUUGUUUCAGAAUGAUUAUUUGUUGCUGCGUGAUGGAUGGAUAAAAUCUCUGAUCGUCGUUUGCCACGGUUCUGUUCUAAACAGAAUAUUCAGGAUAACAGUCGGUCAUUUACAGGGCUAGUUCAAGAGGUGGGGAACGCAAAUACUUGAAGUGGUGGAUUCCUCUGGGGGCACCGCGGGCGGGCAGCCGCCUGUGGAACCAGCUAAGAUGAAGGGCCUUCUCAAGGGCCUCCGUUACAUCUCGCAGAUCUUCGAUGCGAAGGAGCCGGAGAUGCAGAUCGGGAACCCGACGGAUGUCAAGCACGUCGCUCACAUCGGCUGGGACAACGCCUCCGUCACCGCGCCCAGCUGGGUAGCCGCUUCCACUCCCGAUCGCGCCAUGCGCGUGUUCGUUUUCCGUCCAUCUAACGGCUCGGAUUGGGAAUGUGUUGCAGAUGAACGAAUUCAAGGCAUCGCCCGGGGCGGCGGCCAGAGGCAGCGAGCCGGAGCCCUCGCAGGCCGGGGGUGGAGGAGAGGAGCAGCCCGGAGGAGGAGAAGCCGGCGGCAAGGCGGAGCGGCCUCGGCGGACGAGGGGGAAGGGUUCGGGGGGCGGCGAGGCGAAGCGGCGGGACGGCGCGGGGGAGGGGUCGCGGCGGGACCGGCGGCUGGCGAAGACGGACACGGAGGGCGGCGCCGAGGGGGACGCCGCGGCGCCGAAGCAGCGCCGGAGGAAGCCCCGGGCGUCGGGGGGCCGGUCCAAGUCGUCGUCCGGAGGCGCCGGCGGCUGCGGCCCCGCCUCGGACUCGGAGGCGGCGCGGUCGGCGGCGGCGCCGGAGGCGGAGGACGAUCGCGACGGCUGCUGAGGCGAAGGGAACGGCUGCCGCGCGCUGCUGGGGCUCGGCUGGUGCACACGGAGGAGAGGACGCCUUCAAAUUUGAAUUUGGCUUUUGUUUGGCUGGAGGUCGGAGAGCUUUGGGCCUUUUCUUUUAAUUUUUCUGUUCUUCUUUUACGUUUGGUUCCAGGCCGGUCUUUUCUAUGGACAGAUUGUCUUUUAGAUGGUCGUCGUGUAACAACAACAAACAACAAACGGGGUAGCAGAGUGAGUGGCACAAGAAAGAAGGCCGAUGAAACAAAUUGGCCUGUAUAUGUAUAUGUUUAGCACGUAUUAUCAAGUUUGU